Ceratitis capitata (Mediterranean fruit fly) is the source of this 3788-nucleotide messenger RNA. RefSeq names its product polycomb protein Scm (gene Scm). Lineage: Eukaryota; Metazoa; Arthropoda; Insecta; Diptera; Tephritidae. The transcript has 4 exons. Gene Ontology annotation, cellular component: nucleus. Gene Ontology annotation, molecular function: zinc ion binding; protein binding. The coding region runs from base 642 to 3122 and encodes 826 amino acids. Gene Ontology annotation, biological process: regulation of DNA-templated transcription. The record is from RefSeq and is a predicted model, not a curated record.
AGGUAGUAGAUAAAAAAGGUUAUUUAUUUGCGUCUAUUAACUGGGAAAAAACGCAAUAAUCUACGUCCAAUCCGAGGUUAAUAAUAUUUAUGAUUUAUUUACAUGUCAGGAAGGAUUAUAGUGAUUAACUAAAUUGCCAUUUGAGCUAAAUUAACGUAGAAUUAUUGGUGAAAUAUCAAUUACGUGACAAUUAGAAAAAUAAAGCGUAGAUGUGGAUAAUGGUAAUAAUAAAAGGAAAGAAGAAGGAAGAGUGAGAGAGCGGGAGAAAAUGAAAGAACGCCAAAGUUGACAUUUUGAAAGAGGAAUAAGUAAUACAGCAAUUGCAGCAAAACCCACAAAAACGCCAAGAAUUUUCGGAGUAUAAACUAAAAUUAAAUAGAAUUUCUGUAAAAGUACAUAUUUAUUAUUUGAAAAUAUAAAAUGUUAAUUAUUUUUUCCCAUUGUCGAAUUAUGUAUAAUUUUUUGUUAAUUUGAAAAAUUAAGUGUUGUGGAAAAAGUGGGAAAAUAUUGCGACUGUAUUUGUAAGCAACAUCGCCAAGCAGCGACGUAGCCACCGGCUAAAGGCAAAAAAGUGCUAAUUAAAAAGUUAAAAAAUUAAAUAAAGUGGUAAAGCAUAUACGGUAAGAGUAAUUACGACAGCGAUGUCGGGUGGAAGGGAAUCAAACAGCAGCAAUACAAGCUCCAAUAGUACUGGAGUUUCAACAACUGCGUCCUCCACGCCCACAUCUUCGGGCCAAAAUACCAACGGCCAAAAUCAGCGCUCUCGUGGUCGGCCUGCUAAACGCGCCACUUGUACGUGGUGCGGAGAAAGUAAGCAACUAUUGCAGUACGUGUUACCUACACAGAAUGGCAAAAAGGAAUUUUGUUCAGAAACGUGUAUUGCGGAAUUUAGAAAAGCUUACAAUAAAGGCGCCUGUACACAGUGUGAUAAUGUGAUACGGGAAGGAGCGCCAAACAAAGAUUUUUGUUCGGUGAUGUGUAUGAAUAAACACCAAAAAAAGAACGGUUCUACAAGACAACAUAACAGUGGAGUUGGCAAUGGACGUGGCGAUUCGGAUCGUGGCAAAAUAUCUUCAAUCGGUGGAGGUUCAUGUACGCAAACCGGUCCAUUUCAGUAUGAAAGCUUUCAUGUUUUCGAUUGGGAUGCCUACUUAGAGGAAACUGGUAGCGAAGCUGCUCCUUCAGAAUGCUUUAAACAAGCGCUUAAUCCACCAAUUAAUGAUUUCAAAAUUGGUAUGAAACUGGAGGCAUUAGAUCCGAGAAAUGUUACAUCGACAUGUAUUGCAAGUGUUGUGGGAGUACUAGGUUCGCGGCUGCGAUUGCGCUUGGAUGGUAGUGACAGUCAGAAUGAUUUUUGGCGCUUGGUCGACUCGAAUGAGAUCCAUGCUAUAGGGCAUUGUGAGAAGAAUGGCGGAAUGUUGCAACCACCACUCGGCUUUCGCAUGAAUGCCUCCAGCUGGCCCGGUUACCUGUGCAAAAUACUGAAUAAUGCAAUGGUUGCACCGGAAGAUAUUUUCCAACCUGAGCCGGCAGGCCCAUCGGAGAAUCUCUUCAGAGUUGGCCAAAAGCUCGAGGCGGUCGACAAAAAAAAUCCUCAACUGAUUUGUUGUGCGACAGUUGAUGCGAUUAAAGACGACCAAAUUCAUGUGACAUUCGAUGGGUGGCGCGGAGCAUUCGACUAUUGGUGCAGCUACGACUCCCGGGAUAUAUUUCCCGUUGGUUGGUGUGCACGUAGUUGUCAUCCAAUGCAACCGCCGGGUCACAAAUCGCGUACCGAUUCGAGUUCGAGCAAGCACCGCAGCCCUCGGCCACGCUACACCUUCGUCCAAGAUACCGAUCCAAUGAUUCCUGCGACACCGGUCACCGCACACUUCCAUACAAAUUGCAAAGGCGGCCCAUUUAUUAAUAGCGGUAAACUACCAUCAAAGGUCACUGGACCCACUCAUCAAACCCUUGCGAAAUUAUGCCUCCAAGAAGUUCUUGCUGCCAGUACUGAUACUCAGCAACUGUCCAAACUAUUAUUCGCUCUGGAAGGGGAUGUUCAUAUUGUUCCAGCGGCAGGAAAAAAUUUCACAGUGAAAAUACCAUCACAGUUGCGCAUGAGGGACGAUGACAGUUUGGCACAAUUUAUUGAGACAUUAUGCACGACAUGCAGAACAUGCCCUAAUCUCAUAUCCUUGGUACCAGCAACUGAAGAGUGUGAAAAAUGUGUUAUCAGUAAGAAGCGCCUAUCGUCACAGAAUACACCGCCCACGUCGCCAGUAAUACCUGAAAAACGUAAAACACUCAGCGUGUUAAGUGACAAGCCCCAUAUUAUCAAACAAGAAGCACCCACAUCAACAACCACUUCGUCGCACAUGGUGGACUCGCCAUCGGCGCCAGUAAUGGUUGCUGUAGCCGGUAGCAUUCCGAAAACUGAUGCGGAACACAAAUUAUCCGUCAAUAAUAAUAACAUGCUACCAGUUCAAAUUAAAGUCGAACCAAAUACAAAUGGUACAUCUUCCAUUGCAUCGCAAGGACAUUCUUUGAGACAGAUUCGACUGCAUCAUUUAAACAAUCCAGACGACAGUAAGCCAAUAUCAAAUACCACAUCCGCUGGAGCAACUUCGACCAACUCCAAUGUUAAGUAUCUUGCGCCACUUGUGGCUGAGGUGCAUCCAGAACAAUCAAGUGUUGUCAACACUGUUAUUGGUUCAUCAACGUACAAAUCACCUUCGACACUAUCGUCGAGCGCGUCCUUACCCACAUCGGUUUCCACACCAUUCAGCGGUUCGCAGUCAGCUUCAUCGACAGCGGCGGCUGCUGCUGGUGCGGUAGUUUUCUCCACGGGAGCACCACCACCUUCGGCGGCAUCAACAAUAAGUUCCGCCGCUUUACCACCUCUUCGAUCACAUCCCGGUGAUUGGUCUAUUGAAGAAGUAAUACAAUUCAUCGAGAGCAAUGAUAGUUCGCUUGCUGUACACGGUGAUCUAUUCAGAAAACACGAAAUCGAUGGGAAAGCAUUGCUGCUUCUAAAUUCAGAAAUGAUGAUGAAGUAUAUGGGUCUGAAAUUGGGACCAGCCUUAAAGAUAUGCAAUUUAGUGAAUAAGGUUAAUGGUAGGCGUAAUAAUAUGUCAUUAUAAAUGUGGGUUAAAGGGAAGAAGUAGUGAAGAAUUUCGAAAACGUAAGAAGCGCUAAUAUAAAUUACGAGAUGUGUAGUUGUAGGGUUUGUAGGCACUCAUAUAUAUACUCGUAUAUAUAUCCAGUUGAGAAUGACUAAAACUUACAUAUUAUAUAUUGGGAAUGUUAGAAAAACUUACAAAGAAUUGGAGAGCGCACUCCAAACGUACACAAUAAAAAUUGUUAGGAUAAUUUCCAUAACAUGGGUACCUUUAAAUAUAUUUGAAUUAAUAUACAAAUAAUAUUAAAAUUAAGUUCUGACAUACACUAUAAAUUUGCAAGAGCAAUCGGUUUUAAUUUUUUACAUUUCAUAUAUUUGCUUACAUAUUUUUUAUAAUAUGUAUAAAACGCAUUUUUAUAAUGAAUGCUUGUAUAUGUGUAUUUGUUUAAUAAAAAUAGAAAACUAUAAGUAAUGGAGGAAAAAUAAGCAACAUACAUAAAAGGUGUAUGGCGAAAUUGUCGCAAAAGCACAACAAGGACAUUAAGAAUGUUAUGUAAAAAGGAACCAUUAUUUGAUUAUAAAGAUUUUUUUUUAUAAUUUAUAUAAAGACACAUCUAAAUAAUUAACCUGUAAUUCUUUGCACCCAUAAAUAAAAAAUCCUUAAAUUUUUAAUAUGUGUACAUACAUA